CCACCUCAUCAGCCCAACUCCACUCCACCUGCUUAUCCAGCUGCCUCAGAUCACUAAUCAAGCCACUAUGUAAACUCCUGCUUAACUCACACUCUUUGGCCAGGUCUUUAUUGCAUUCAUGCCUUACUUCAGUGUUACCUUUUGGACUGAUUUCCUGUUGCCGACCCUGCCUGUCUUGGACUUACUUUCUCUGUCAAAACCCUGGCACCUUCACGUGAUAAAUGUAUAUGUGAGGUGACUUCAGAAAAGCCAUUUCCUCACGACAAACUCAGCAGAGUGGCAGGCAAUGCAUCAGAAUGCAACAGCACCAUUAACGCACAGAUGACUCAGGAGCUGGAGAGUCUGCUGCUGGGUUUGGAGCAUCGUCUGCCCCAGCUGCAGGAAGAUGUGUCAGUGCUGGAGAGGGAGGAUGAUGGAGAGCUCUAUGCAGUUCUCAGCCUGUUUGUGAUCGAGAAUGAACUGAGGGAGAUCAACCAGCUCAUCGACAAGCUCAACAGCACCACCCUGGACCGACAGCAUCUAACUACUAACACCACUAAAAAGAUGGAGAAUCUGAGGGCAGAGAUGAAGGAGCUGGUGACGUAUGACACCAUGAAGGUGAUAGAGACACAACAAGACAACGAGCGUCUGAAGUCAGAGCUGAGCGAUUGCAAGACUGGCCCCACCACCCAACCCACUCAACCUCCACAUGGUAACUGCCCCCAUGGUCAAUUUUACAACAUCACAGCAACGAGGGUGUACACAGAAGGAGAGUACCCAGGAUCCUAUGCGUAUGGAGCCUGGGGUCGGGAUCCUAAACCAGAGGCGGGCAAAGAGGACUGGUAUUGGAUGGUAAUCUUGACCUCUAGCAACAUAUACGCCCACUACGUCCGUCUCUAUUCCAGCCUGAGCUCUCUCAUUGCUGGUGUGAGCACACCAGGUAAUUUUGAGAUCAGUGCAUCUAACCCAACCACCAACACCAUCCAGGGUCCAAAUGCUGUAAUGUACGGAGGGGCGUUGUACUACAAUUGUUACAACCAAGAUGCUGUUUGUCGAUUCAACCUUACCGACAAAACGGUUACAACCUUACAACUACCUAAAGGCACCAGGUAUAACUCAAAGGGUAAUUUCUGCCACCUUGAACAAUGCUACCCAUACACCGACCUGGACCUAGCCACAGAUGAGUCAGGUGUCUGGGUGAUCUAUACAACUCUACAAGACUUUGGCAACUUGGUGCUUUCCAAAGUGGAGGGGAAUGAAACGAUGAGGCUCGGCCAAACCUGGAAAACCUCUGUCUACAAGCAGGCGGUGACCAACACCUUCAUGGCCUGUGGCGUGCUCUAUGCAACACGGUACAUAAACAAAGACGUGGAGGAGAUCUUCUAUUCCUUUGACACCUUGACAGGGGAGGAGAAUUUCAAAAUUGGUGUCUACAUGAACAAGAUGACUGCGAACAUUUAUUCCCUGAACUACAGCCCUGUGGACCAGAUGCUGCAUGUAUACAGUGACUCUCGCAUGGUCUCCUAUAAGGUUUUGUUUAGGUAAAGGGAUAAUGCUGACAGCAUUUCCCAUAAAUGUCUAUUUUGAAAUAUCUACAGGAGUAGUAACCAACGUGUAAAAAUAAAGGUUGCUCCAAAAUAAAGGCAAGCAAAAAGUAUUUGGGUGUUGUGAAAUGACUUGUUCUACACAUGAUAUGCAUGGUAAAUUUACAAUAUGAUGUCAAAGCAUACUACAAUUAUUUUCAAAUGUAUACAUUUUCCUAAUCAAAAAGUGCCUUAGCAUUCUACCAAAAAUUCCAACAGGGGGCGCUGACGGUGGUUGCAGUAGCAUUGGGUCCUAUCUAUCCCAAUACAAAAUCAGUCAAUUUCUCACUUGAUUUAUUAUCUCAGAAAAAUGUUUUAGGACAACACCAUGGUCUCGGCCGCUAGUAAAAAAUCUUUAAGACAAUUUGAUGUUAAUUGUGUAAAUAAUGGUCCAAUUUAGAAUAAAAAAGCAGAUAAAGAAUCAUAUGAUUUGGGGCGUGGCUACCUUUGAUUGACAGGUGGCUAACAAGGCGAGCUGUCAUCAGGAGGAAGAAAAAGCAAUGCGUAUCCACGGCAACGAGUCAAUAAAGUUUUUUGUUUUUUUUAAAAGGACGUUUACCGGUUUGGUGUCAUAACUUUGAUCCUUUCACACUGUAUUUUCACAUAACAUCCCAGUUAAUGCUACAGUAAAUGCUAACAUUAAUUAGCAGCAACUACGUUUAGUCAGGUUGCUGGUGUAGAGAGGCGUGUAGUGCGGUGUUGUCGGCAGCAGUAAGAUCCACCUCUCGCUCAUCCCCAGUUUCCGAAACCAAGAUGGCAACAUACAAAUAGAAAGAUGGCUAAGAGUGUAACGCUGAACUCCAAGUCACAGACUCUACGUCCAUCAUUGACAGUUUAUACAUGCUAUGAUCUGUGCAGCAAUUGCUCACAUUGAGGGGUGGCAAAUAAUAUGUAUCUCAAAAAUACGGGAAGGAAAUUGGGCAACUGAGCAAACUGAAGUGAAAGCUGUGCAAUAUACUGAAAACAUGACCAAAAAUGAUGAGGCACCUGACUCCACAAAAUGCGGACAUAAAGUCUUUAAUUCUUACUUGUUACUUGAUCAGUACAUGGACAGAGACAUCUUAAUGUUUAUAUUCAUUUGUAUAUAAUAUAUUUAAACUUUAGCUUACACAUCUGAAAGACAGCAAAGUAGGUUAGAGUCCUUCUACUGUUGUGAAUAGAAACAAGCUCAUAGGGAAGACUCCCACAAUAUGAAACAACCAAAUGAAAAAAAAAGAACUUAUUGCUCAAUACAAAUCAGUCAUGAUGGCAGUAUGAAGAAGAAGAAUAUUAGUAGUACACAUAAACCAAUAUCAUUAUACCAAGAUAAGGUUAUAUCCUAUUGUUGCCUAUAAAAAAGAGAAACUCCGAAGGAAGAGGAACAGAAAUAUGUUGAAAUGUUCUUCACAAUACAGUAGUGUUAGAGUGUUCAGUUCGGUUAACCUGCUCUAUAAAUAAAAAGUAUCUACAAGUGCAAGGAGGACCAAGGUCUAUACGAACUGAUCUAAUGUCAGCUUACAGGAGCGUUGACGUUCACAAAUCGCUACUAAACUUCACUG
Centropristis striata (black sea bass) is the source of this 3100-nucleotide messenger RNA. Its product is annotated as olfactomedin-4-like. Gene Ontology annotation, biological process: signal transduction. The transcript has 7 exons. The record is from RefSeq and is a predicted model, not a curated record. The coding region runs from base 322 to 1524 and encodes 400 amino acids. NCBI's taxonomy places the organism in Eukaryota, Metazoa, Chordata, Actinopteri, Perciformes, Serranidae.